This is a messenger RNA of Daphnia pulicaria, 2799 nucleotides long. Its product is annotated as sarcalumenin-like. The record is from RefSeq and is a predicted model, not a curated record. Gene Ontology annotation, molecular function: GTP binding. NCBI's taxonomy places the organism in Eukaryota, Metazoa, Arthropoda, Branchiopoda, Diplostraca, Daphniidae. The transcript has 10 exons. The coding region runs from base 224 to 2383 and encodes 719 amino acids.
GAGCCGAUUCCGUCUGUCUUGUCGCACUCAGUGGGACGAUAAGACAUCACCGGUCUUUCCUCUCGAUCCCUUCUCUUGGGACGUGGCUCGUCCGUCCUUCAGUGUACGUGUGUGAUGCUCCUCGGCUGUGAUUCAUUUCUGUUGGCGUAAUUUAAGCGGCAAAAAUAGACGAAAGGAACGAGUAGAUAAAGUAAACGAAAAAGUGCUAUCGAAAAAAACAAACAUGGCGGUCUGUUCGCUAUUCAAGUGUCCGGUGAUUUUCCUGCUGUUGAUCGCCAGUUCCCUGCUCAAUGUCGGCUUAGCUGAGGAGCCAACGUUCACUCAAUGCCGAGUACACAUCGAGGCGGCCAUCAAAGGCAUAGGAACUGACGAACAGCCAGAGCCAGAGCCAUCAAGCCUCCCUGAAGAAUCACCCGUUGAAGAACAGCUGAUCGAAGCAAUAAUCGAACAUGUUGAAGAAUUCUUCGAAGUUCAACUUCCAGAGAUCCCAGUAGAGAAACCAGUUCCUGAAAUCAUCGAAGAGGAACAAGACGAUGUGGGCCAAGAGGAUGAGGGACAAGAUGAAACUGACGACAUCAACGACGUUGACGCUUCAGAUGACGACCAGGUGGAUGAUGAGCAAGACCAAGAUAUAGCAGAGGAAGAGGAAUCUCAUCUAGAGGAAACUCUCCCAGCUGAAGAACCCAUUUACGAAGAACCAGUGGUUGAAGAAACUGUCGUAGAAGAACUACCAGUUGCCGAAGCCCAGGUAGCCGAAGAACCACUUCCGGAAGAACCUAUUCCCGAAGCUGAGCCUGUCCCAGAACCAGAAGUUGUUGAGGAACCUGUAGUAAUCGAGGAACCAGUAGUAAUUGAAGAGCCAGUAGUAAUCGAAGAACCAGUACCAGAGCCCGAGUCAGUCCCUAUUGUAGAAGAGCCUGUAUUGGAGGAGCCUGUAGUUGAGGAGCCAGUGGCUGCACCAGUAGAAGAAGUACCCGUCGUUGAAGAACCACAGGUAGCCGAACCUGAAGCUCCCGUAGUGGAAGCCGCUCCGGUGAUUGUCGAUGACCCAGCCGAAGGAACUAUCGAAGAAGCACCGGAAGAGCGACGAUCGCGGGACCACAUUGCUCAAAUCUUGCGCCUUGGCGAAGAGCCCGAGAAUAAAAUGAUGCGCGACGGUAUCGUACUUAACGUCCUCAAGGAUGUCAAGAAACUGGUAGAAAACUCUGUUCGUUCUUUGGAGGGUAUCUUCAAGUACAACGAUGUCUCAAAUCGCAACUUUGGAGAUUCCGAGAUUUUCUCCAAGCCAUUGGUACUCUUUUUGGGCCCGUGGAGUGGCGGAAAAUCAUCGAUUGUCAACUACCUUCUCGGCACCGAAUACACACAGAACGCACUGAAAACAGGUGCUGAACCAUCAGCCACCUUCUUCCAGAUUCUGAUGCACGGAGAAUCUGAGGAAAUGUUGGACGGUACCCAAUUGGCUGCCGACUGGACCUUCUCCGGCCUCCAAAAGUUUGGCCAAGCUUUCAUCGAUCGACUUCGUGGCAAGCGAUUGCCCAACCAACUCCUCGAAAAGGUCAACAUUGUUGAAGUACCCGGUAUCUUGGAGGUCCGCAAGCAAGUCGACCGCCCUUACCCAUUCAACGAUGUCGUCCAAUGGUUUAUCGACCGAGCCGAUAUCAUUUUCGUCGUUUACGACCCGACUAAACUCGACACGGGACUUGAACACGAAGCUCUUUUCGACCAGCUCAAGGGACGCCAAAAUCAAGUCCGAGUGCUGUUGAACAAGGCUGAUUCUGUGACCCAGGAAGAGCUAUUGCUCAUUCAAAACAACUUGGUUUGGAACUUAUCGCCCCUGAUGGCCAGCUCUCUACCUCCCACUCUUUACGCCGGUUCAUAUUGGUCAAAACCGUACAAACCCGAUGCCCCCGUCCGACUCCUGAAAUCACACGAAACGCACAUGCUGCAAGAUCUUCGCGAUACGAUCGACAGCGUGGUUGAAAACACUAUCGCCGAGGCCCGCCGUCACGCUGUUCGAGUGAGGAACCACGCUAAGAUGGUCGAUUGCUAUUUGACAACUUUCCUGAAUCACAAAGGAUUUUUCGGUAACAAAAAAGCCGUUGCCGACGAUAUCAUCGAGAACCCCCACAACUACCACAUCUUUGAAGGCCUGAGCACUUUGAGCAACAUCUCGCGUUACGAUCUGCCUGAUUCUGAAGUUUACAAGGACUUUUUCCGUCUUCACCCACUCUACGACUUCAAGCCGCUCGCCUCCACCUGCACUUUCUUCCGCGGCUGUCCGCUCGACAAGCUCGACACUGCCAUUGCUUACGAGCUCCCCGAGCUCGUUGGCAAAUAUAAGAAGCGGUUACAAAGCAUUGUCUCCAAAAAAUCGGGCCAUUAGCUCUAUCCUAAUUUCUUCUUCAAAACCUUGCCUUUCAAGUUCAAGCCUUAUCUUUUAAAGUAACCCUUUUCCUAGUGAUAGAAUCCUAAUUGAAUAUUUGUGAAGGAGGACCCAAACAAAAAAAAACACAAAACCAAAGAAACAAACAAAAAUCGAGUGCUCUUCCUGAUGGAUCUAACUGGUUGUUUGUUGAUCGAUAAUCUGGAUUAAAUCUUUGACUGACGCUCGAGUCUGUUCAACGAUUUCGUCAAAGAACAAUGGGGAGUGGCGGAAGUUAGGUUAGAAGAAAAUGUAAAUGAAAUAGGCCAAAGAGUGAACAAAUCCCAUUAAACUGGACGUUAAAAAUAACUCCCCGUCGCCAUUGCGGGUGAUAUGUGCAGAAGAAACCAGGAAUACACAAGGUCUACCAAAUAAAA